Molecule: messenger RNA, 1783 nt
Organism: Nerophis ophidion (straightnose pipefish)
Lineage: Eukaryota; Metazoa; Chordata; Actinopteri; Syngnathiformes; Syngnathidae
Exons: 8
Coding region: 313-1101 (262 amino acids)
Source: RefSeq, a predicted model, not a curated record
GGCCCGGGUUUGCCAGACUGCAGUGCACGGCUGGAGCUCCACAGGGCGACGGGUGGAGUUGUUAGGGAUGCAUCUACUCAUCCGUUCCGGCGUAUCUCACGUAGAAUAACCGAACAUCACCACCUCAGAUGCCGGGAAUAGACAUUUUUACGAAGGAUGGACAUGACGACGCGGCGAUGAACGAGGUCCUCGAACGCACCACACAGACAGACGAUGCCGCCUUAAUUUCUCCAACUGAUUUGGACUCAUUCGUGUACAUAAUGGCUGCGUUGUAGUUAAAUUGUUUUCCAAGUGAAGUUUGUAUACUGAAACAUGGCAGGGUGUGUUUCGGAGCCGCUCUGUCAGCCGUGUGUCUAUCACGAAGAGGCGUUUAAAGUGGAGCUACAGGUGAAGAGACCCCUGGUGCCGCUCCACCUGACUCCAGAACAGGUGGCUCUGGAGAUGCUGUGUCUCUGCGGGCAGCUGGACCUCCUCAUCAGGGCGCAGAUGCAGGAGUUCCAGGAGCAGUUAGUCCAAGGCUUUAACCCUGAGGAGUCAGACACGUUCCAGGCUCGAGGAUCGAACAUUCUGGACCAGAUGCUGCAGUGCCUUGAACAUCUACCUAAGCCAAUGCCACAGCUGGAGGACUACUUGGACAUGGUGGGUCUGUCGGCCAUGUUUCCACGUGUGGAGGUGUUCCUCAUUCAAGGCAGCCCCGUGGACAUGCUGGAGAGGCCGCCGAUGGACGACUACUGGUCGCACAUCGGCAAACUGAAUCAGCUCCUGGUGCUGAGUCAGCAGCUGGAGGAGGACAUCCGCCACCUGGGAAGUCAUAAGUACAUCGCCCACCAGCUCUCUGUUCUAUACCAAGUAGUCAGCUCCUUCCGAGGAGUCCAGCUUUUCACGGAGACCAAGAAGGACAUUGAAGCUAACUUCAAGCACAUGAAGCAGUCUCUGGUGGUGGAGGACGGUUCCAGGCAUGAGCCUCAGCUGGCUGCUCAUUACAUCGACUGGAUACUGGAAGUCACUCAAGGUUUGACGUCGGCGGUGUUGUCAUUACCGGACGAGCUGACGGACGACAUUCACCAGGCUGUGGCCUUCAUGUCCCAGUUUGCGUCUUGAUGUUGUGGACCACCUACAAAGGGACAGAGUUUUUAAUGAUUAAUGACACGGUGCUACGCCAUUGGACAGCGGUUUGAAAGAUGCCAUGUAAUUGACAAAUUUACUAUAUAAUGCUUUGACCUCAGUUAUGGAUGCUUUUUAUACCUCUAGUGUCACAAUACAUUUGAAUGCAAUAGAUGACGUGUGUCUGUUUUUAGUACUUAUUUGAAAUUUGAAUGCAGGAAAUGACAUCUAUCACCAAAAACAGAAGCAGUUAUGUCAAUGUAGAAAGUUUACAAUUAUGAUAAUAACACUAAUGAAUAAUAAUUGAUAUCAUCAUAUAAAAAGCUUUUCCAAUGUUAUUGUUGUGAACGAGUUGAGUCUUUUCUUUGCGAGCUAUUUUAAUAAAGAAUUGCCCAGGCAUGUCGUAAAUUAGUUCAGGUGUAAACAGCAGGUAGACUAGUACAAUUUUUGCAUUACAUUUUUUCAUCGUGUCAAUUAUGUUAUGUAUUAUUUGUAUAGUUUUGUGUACAUGUCAAUCAAUCAAUGUCAAUGAAUGUUUAUUUAUAUAGCCCUAAAUCACAAGUGCCUCAAAGGGCUGCACAAACCACAACGACAUCCUUGGUAAGGCCCACAUAAGGGCAAGGAAAAACUCACCCCAGUGGGACGUCGACCAUGAUGCCUAUGAGAGACAUUGGAGAGG